This is a messenger RNA of Vairimorpha ceranae, 2763 nucleotides long. Its product is annotated as dna mismatch repair protein msh6. The transcript has a single exon. Gene Ontology annotation, cellular component: MutSalpha complex; nucleus. Gene Ontology annotation, biological process: mismatch repair. Gene Ontology annotation, molecular function: ATP binding; mismatched DNA binding; ATP-dependent DNA damage sensor activity. The record is from RefSeq and is a predicted model, not a curated record. NCBI's taxonomy places the organism in Eukaryota, Fungi, Microsporidia, Nosematidae. Bases 1 to 2763 code for a protein of 920 amino acids.
AUGCAAAAAAAUAAUUUAGAAGACAUUAUUAAAAAAAAUAAAAAUAAUUUAAAUGGAGGCAGUAAAAAAUCUAAUAAUUGUAAUAACAUGUUGAUGACUGAUUCUUGUGAGAAUUUACUAACUACGUGUAGCACACAGCCUGAUACCAUAAAUUCUUCUCACUCUGAUCUAAGAGAAAGAAUUUAUGAGAGUCCUAAAAAAAUACAUAAAUCUACUUUAUCAUUUUCUGAUUUUCAAAUUAGCAAAUCAAGUGACAUUGAAGAUAAUUCAGAUAUACACAACAAUACAAAAAUUAAAGACACACGCUAUGAAUUUUUACUGAAUAUUAGAGAUAAAGAAGGUAGGCAUGUUGAUGAUGCUGACUAUGAUAAUACAACACUUUACAUAUCAGAUCACGAUUUUUAUAAAAUGACACCAUUUGAAAAGCAAUUUUGGGAGAUAAAAAAAGAUUAUUGGGAUACAAUAGUAUUUUUUAAAAAGGGAAAAUUUUAUGAAUUAUAUGAAAAGGAUGCUGAUAUUGCUUCUAGUCUUUUCAACUUUAGAUUGACAGAAAGGGUAAAUAUGCGCAUGGCAGGUUUUCCAGAAAGCUCGUUGGAUGAUUGGAUCUGUAAAUUUUUAGAAGCGGGGUUUAAGGUAGCAAGAGUCGAUCAGUCAGAAAAUAUGAUUGCGAAAAAAAUUAGAGAAAAGGGUGCUGUAAAAGAUAAAAUUAUUAGAAGAGAGUUAAAAGAAGUUAUUACACAAGGUACCAUUUAUGAUAAUAAUCAUCUCAAGACACCUUAUGCAGUUUACACUCUUGUAAUUAGAGAAAAUCAAAUAUGUGAAAAUGCUAAUUGUACAUUUUCAUUACAUUUUUCGAUUUUACUUUUUGAUGCUGCUACAUUACAAAUAUUUUAUAAAACUUUUUGCGACGAUUCAAAUUACAAUAAUCUGAAAAAUAUUUGUGUUAAAUAUAUUGUUAAAGAAUAUUUGUCACAGAAAAAGUAUCCUUUUAUUUCAAAUUACGUUAAACCGGAUGAUAAGAUUUUUAACAAAAAUUUAGAAUUUCUUAAUGAAUCUGAAAAUAUAUGUUACGGAUUUUUGUACAAUUAUAUGAAAUAUUUAAAUCGAGAAAAUUUUUUAAAAAAUUGUCGAUUUUUUAAAUUUGAGUGUCUUGAAUCUAUAAUGAUAUUAGAUUCCUGUUCUAUUAUUAAUUUAGAUUUAUUAAGUGAUAAGCACAAUAAAACGUUAUUUAAUGUAAUAAAUAAUUGUAGUACACCAUUUGGACAAAGAAAGCUUCAGUCAUGGAUGCUCUCACCCUUGUCUGAUGGAAAUUCAAUUAGAAAGAGACAGUGUUUAAUUAAUUAUUUCGCAAAUAUUAAUUUAUCUCCUAUUAUAGAUAUUUUUAAAAGUCUUGGAGAUUUUGAAAGAUUAUUUUCUAAAUUGCAAUCAGGUCAUUCUAAAUUCCGGGAUUUACGCACAUUUAUGGAAAAAUUGAAUCUUGUAGUAAAAAUUUAUCAGAUAAUUGAAUUACAAAUUUGUAAUAAAAAUGGACCAGCACCAAAUACAAUAAAAAUUAAUUGUUUUGUGGAUUUAUAUGAUCAUAACAAUUUAAGUGUUAGUUAUGCACCUUUACACGACCUGAAGAAAUUUAUUCAAAAUUACCAAUUAAAAUAUUAUAUUAAUAGGGAAGAAAUUGAACCUGGGAAAGAAAAUUCUGAAGAGAUUGCCAGUCUUAUAAACAGAAAAGAAGAGUUACAUGCAAAAUUAGAAGGAUAUCUUAAUAACGUUAAGAGCAAUUUACAAUGUGAAGAUAUAAAUUACAAAAAUAUUGGCAAAGAAAUAUAUCAAUUAGAAGUGCCAAAACAUAUUAAAGUUCCUGAUGAAUUUUUUAUAGUUAGUGCUACUAAGUCAUUUAAUAGAUAUUAUACUUUAAAUUUAAAAAAUUUAAUUACUGAUUAUAUUGAAUUAGAAGAGAAAAUUUUUCAGUGCCAUGGAUCAUUAUUUUUUCAGGCAGUAAAUUGUCUUUUAGAAUCCGAAUCAUUAUUUUUCAAUAUUAUAUCAGAUUUAUCUACAAUUGAUUGUUUAAUAUCUUUAGCUAUUUUUAAUCACUCGAUUAAAGGUUGUUUACCAGUAGAAUUUAAUAAAAUAGAAGUUCGAGGAUUAGGCAACCCAAUUUAUAAAGAAUAUGUUAAAAAUGAUUAUAUAGAAGAUCAAAGAAUUUUGAUUCUUACUGGAUCUAAUAUGGCAGGUAAAUCUACUUUUAUGAGAACUUUUUGUUUGAAUACUAUUUUAUUUCACAUGGGUUGUAAUGUUUUUGCAUCAGAAUUUAAAUGUCCUGUUUUUGACAGGUUAUACAGUCGAAUGGGUGCUUCUGAUAAUUUAGUCAGGGGAGAAUCUACAUUUAUGGUUGAAUUGCUUGAAACCAGUAAUAUUUUACGAAAUGCGACAAGUAAAUCGCUUGUAAUUAUGGAUGAACUUGGAAGAGGAACAUCUACCAAAGAUGGAAAAAGUAUUGCUAAGGCAGUUUUAUCUUAUUUACAAAAUAUUAAUUGUCGAGUAUUUUUUUCUACGCACUAUCAAAAUCUUGUUAGUUUAAACAAUGGAUUUUCUACUGGGUUUAUGAAUAUUUGUAUAAAAAAUAAUAUUGUAAUAUUUUUAUAUAAACUUGUUAAUGGCAUCUGUGAAGAUUCAAAUGGUAUCCACGUUGCUAAACUUGCUGGUGUUCCUGAAGAAAUUUUAUUACAAGCUGAGAAGUAUAAACAAGAAUUUAAAAGUUAUAAAUAA